Paramecium tetraurelia is the source of this 588-nucleotide messenger RNA. RefSeq lists its product as uncharacterized. The transcript is spliced from 2 exons. The record is from RefSeq and is a predicted model, not a curated record. Lineage: Eukaryota; Ciliophora; Oligohymenophorea; Peniculida; Parameciidae.
AUGAAAACUCAUACGAAAUCAUAAUUAUAUUAAGAAGAAAACAUCCCAAUCAAAAUUUAGCAGUAGGAACAAAUCCAAGCUCCAGAAUAGAAACAAGAAAACAAUAGGAUAACAGCCUCAAUACCAGUUUAUGAGAAAACUAGACUCCCUGAAUCCCGAAUCUAUAUGAAUAAGAGCAAAAUUCCAUAGUUUUAAGAAGUUUAAAUUCAUUGGUCACAACGAGCUCCGUAUCAAUAAAUAGUAGCUUAAUAAAUUGUUUCUGAAGUCCGCUAAUCAGCUGUGGAGCAAAUAAAUAACUAAUAAAUUGCAUAGCCUAUAAGUAGACCAUAUUAACCUGGAUCUGGCUUUCCAACUCGCUAAAAUUUGCCAUAGAUUCCCAAGAUGAAGCACUCAUAGUAUCUAUAAUGCAAAUGGUGUAAUUAAGAAGUACAUUCCCAAGUUGAAUAUAGAAUCGGACUUUCAUAAUUAUUGCUUUGUCUCCUUUUGUCACCUGCUUUUGGGAUUGAAUUAAUAUAUUUGCAUAGACGUAUAAAGACUGUUAUCACUUCUGCACUAAUUGUUGGUGCGAAAUAGGAAUAGUAAAAUUGA